Pyricularia oryzae 70-15 is the source of this 819-nucleotide messenger RNA. RefSeq lists its product as uncharacterized. The transcript has 2 exons. The record is from RefSeq and is a predicted model, not a curated record. Lineage: Eukaryota; Fungi; Ascomycota; Sordariomycetes; Magnaporthales; Pyriculariaceae. Bases 1 to 819 code for a protein of 272 amino acids.
AUGCACUCGCUAUUCAUCACAUCUACACUACUCUUUUCUGGAGCGUUUGCCCUGAUCACGCCCCCUUCACUAGAGUCGGGCAACGGUACCAGAGAUGGCGGAAACAGCACCGGAAAUAAGGGCAGCAGCAUUACCAUCAACAUCAGCAGUAACAGCACCAACAACGGGACUCAAAACAGUACCGACAAUGGAGCCAGCAUAAGCAUGAGCAUCAGCGUCAGCACCAGCGGUCCCAGCACCGCUACCAUCGACAGUCCCAGCACCGCUACCAUCGACAGUCCCAGCACCGCUACCAUCGACAGUCUCAGCACCAGCACCAGCGAUCCCAGCACCGCCACCAUCGACAGCCCCAAAUCCGGCCCCAGCAAUCUCUUCCGGCCCCCGAACCCCGAACUGUUCGCGCCCGCGGGCCCCGACGAGACGUGCAGGACCCCGACGGGCGGGGCCCUCGGCCCGGGCGUCUUUUGCUACUGCCACGGACACCUCGCCUUCAACAGCAUGAUCGACGCGGCCAUCGACGAGGCCUGCGACAGCUGGCACAACCUGACGCUGUACCGCAGCGAGCAGGUCGCGUACGUCAAGCGCAUCACCACGGUCAAGCCCGUGUACCUGUGGAUGAUCAACAACUGCGUGCGGGAGCGGAGGGAGGCCGUCGUGGACCGCGAAAGGUGCAAGGCGGCGAUGCAGGUCAUCAGGAGGAGGUGCCAGUGGCCGUACUGGCAGCAGAGGGGAGGGCACGUCACCAUGAAUCUCGACUACGAGAUUGGGCAGGAGCCGGACAAGUGCCUCAUGGCUAGGCUGGACGUUGAGGAUCAGUGA